This is a messenger RNA of Molossus molossus (Pallas's mastiff bat), 1665 nucleotides long. RefSeq names its product Tax1 binding protein 3 (gene TAX1BP3). Gene Ontology annotation, cellular component: postsynaptic membrane; postsynaptic density; adherens junction. The coding region runs from base 69 to 443 and encodes 124 amino acids. Gene Ontology annotation, molecular function: protein binding. Lineage: Eukaryota; Metazoa; Chordata; Mammalia; Chiroptera; Molossidae. Gene Ontology annotation, biological process: neurotransmitter receptor transport postsynaptic membrane to endosome; neurotransmitter receptor transport, endosome to postsynaptic membrane. The record is from RefSeq and is a predicted model, not a curated record. The transcript is spliced from 4 exons.
GGCGCGGUCGCCGGGACUUUCGUUGCGGGCUUCGCUGGGCGGUAUUUGGUUGCCAGAUUGGGGUCGAGAUGUCCUACAUCCCGGGCCAGCCGGUCACUGCCGUAGUGCAAAGAGUUGAAAUUCAUAAGCUGCGUCAAGGUGAGAAUUUAAUCCUGGGCUUCAGCAUCGGAGGUGGAAUUGACCAGGAUCCCUCCCAGAAUCCUUUCUCGGAAGAUAAGACAGAUAAGGGCAUUUACGUCACACGGGUAUCUGAGGGAGGCCCUGCUGAAAUUGCCGGGCUACAGAUUGGAGACAAGAUCAUGCAGGUGAACGGCUGGGACAUGACCAUGGUCACACACGACCAGGCCCGGAAGCGGCUCACCAAGCGCUCGGAGGAGGUGGUGCGCCUGCUGGUGACGCGGCAGUCGCUGCAGAAGGCCGUGCAGCAGUCCAUGCUGUCCUAGCAGCCCGCCAAGGUCCCGAUUCGUGCCUGCCGCCUCUUUGUACAGUGACACUACUUCCACAGUCUGCCCCUCGUCCUGGCUUCUGCUGAGUGCUGGGUCCCCACUCGGAAGGGCAAGAGCUGGUCCCAGAGGCCUGACCUGGCCUUCCUUCCCCUCUCCCACCAGAGCCCGAGGCUCUGGGACCAGCUCUCCCUCGGACACUGAGGACUGGAAACAAUGGCCUGAGUCUGUAGUGACCACAGGCUCAGCCCCCAGACCCUGCUGCCUGGUCUCAGCAAUGCCCAGGUGAGCAGGAAGCCCCACUUCCUGAGAGUGGCCACAAAACUGAACAAUGCCAGGUGCAGCCGGCCUUUCCCACACUGCCCUGGCUGCAGGGCUCGGCUCUGCCCUCGUCUCAUCUCCCAAGUGCCUGUGUCCCACAUUUUCCCCCGUUGCUCAGUAGGGAUACGACACUGCCACAGGCACCAUGAAGUGUGCCAGGAUGGAAGCCAGGCAGGCUCACAGCUCACCCAUCAACACCCUCACUCCUGAGGGGCGCUGGCCUUUCCAGGGUUCGUCUGCUUACGAGAUUUAGAUGAGGCUCGAGGCUGACAUUUCGGCAGUCCUCAGGAUUGCCAUUGUCCCCUACGCCUGUGGGUUUAACUUUUGUAUUUUUUUAAUCACAACUUUGAUACAAAGUGUUUUUAUCUUACUAUUUGGAGAUGCCAAUUCUACUUUUGAAUUUAGUUUACUAAUUCAAUCUGGGAACGACUCUUAGCAAGUCAGUAAACCUUAUUUUGGUAACUGUGGAGAUGGGGCAGUAUGAAGCCGCCCCACACCCAACAUCUUGUGCCCAAUAAAUAGUGCUGGAAUUCUCAGGGGGGUCUUUGCUGAGGUGUUGGGCUGGGGGACUUGGGGUGGAUUAUGGGGAGAGCUUCGUAAGGAUGGCUGACCUGGCCCCAGCUGCUCUGGGAUGAAGCCCCACUAUUCUUAGGACCACCUGACAUGUGCUUGGACGGGUCACGCCUAUGGGAAUGUGUGGAAGCACCUUCAUUGGAAGUGGGGAAGGGAAUCCCCAACUUCACUUGUGAACCUGAUUUCAGUUCUCACCCAGGAGCAGCCUCAUGGACACCAAGGAGCUCAUGGGAAAAACACCCACGCCUUUAGACUCUUUUAAUUCCUCGCCUAAGGAUAUUUUUCUUAUUAUCAGAUAGAGUGGGAGGAAGGGGGAGAGAGACAGAAA